AUGAUCAACCCCAACUACUACCCGUGGGGCUACGACAGCGACAACGGACCAGAUCAGUGGCACAAAAAUUACCCGAUUGCCAAAGGACGCCAUCAAUCACCUAUUGAAAUCAAUAACGAAGAAGUGCAUUAUGAUCGCUCCCUACUACCAUGGUUUGCUAGUUAUGAUCCCGGUGCAGCUAAGACCAUCCUCAAUAAUGGGAAAACCUGCAGAGUUGUAUUUGAUGAUUCUUUCGACAGAUCAGUGCUGAGAGGUGGGCCACUUCCAGGAGUCUACAGGUUGCGUCAGCUUCACUUUCAUUGGGGUUCGUCUGAUGACCAUGGCUCUGAGCAUGUUGUGAAUGGAGUGAGAUAUGCAGGAGAGCUACAUUUGUUACACUGGAAUCCCAAAUACAGUAAUUACCUUGAUGCUGUGAGAAGAACUGAUGGAAUAGCUGUUUUGGCCAUAUUUUUGCAAGUAGGGAAAACUCCCAAACCAGAGAUGAAGAGAAUUCUGGAAGAAAUAAAUGCUAUCAAAACAAAGGGGAAAGAAGCUCCUUUUCCAAACUUCGAUCCUUCAAUUCUUUUCCCUAAAUCUCAUGACUACUGGACAUACCAUGGGUCUUUCACUACUCCGCCUUGCGAAGAGUGCAUUACCUGGAUUGUUCUUAGAGAGCCUAUCAUAGUCAGCUCAGACCAGAUGGUGAAGCUCCGCAGCCUAUCCAAGAAUGCCGAGAAUGAACCUGAUCUCCCUCUGGUUGAUAAUUGGCGGCCGACUCAGCCUCGGUAUUUCAGGAUGGUGAGCGCAUCAUUCCUCUAG
This is a messenger RNA of Gavia stellata (red-throated loon), 798 nucleotides long. RefSeq names its product carbonic anhydrase 3-like. Bases 1 to 798 code for a protein of 265 amino acids. The transcript has 7 exons. Gene Ontology annotation, molecular function: carbonate dehydratase activity; zinc ion binding. The record is from RefSeq and is a predicted model, not a curated record. Lineage: Eukaryota; Metazoa; Chordata; Aves; Gaviiformes; Gaviidae. Gene Ontology annotation, cellular component: cytoplasm.